Messenger RNA from Exserohilum turcica Et28A, 723 nucleotides. RefSeq lists its product as uncharacterized. Gene Ontology annotation, biological process: ubiquitin-dependent protein catabolic process; protein deubiquitination. Gene Ontology annotation, cellular component: cytoplasm. NCBI's taxonomy places the organism in Eukaryota, Fungi, Ascomycota, Dothideomycetes, Pleosporales, Pleosporaceae. Gene Ontology annotation, molecular function: cysteine-type deubiquitinase activity. The record is from RefSeq and is a predicted model, not a curated record. The transcript has 2 exons. Bases 1 to 723 code for a protein of 240 amino acids.
AUGGAGCAAAAGACAUGGGUAAUGCUCGAAAACAACCCUGAUGUUAUGAACCAAUUGGCGGCAACCUUGGGGCUAUCUUCCGAUCUCGAGUUCUACGACGUCUAUUCACUGGAUGAACCGGAACUCAUCGCGCAUAUCCCUCGGCCUGCCCUGGCUCUGCUGGUCAUCAUUCCACUCACGCCGGCCUGGGAUCGAAGUCGUAAGGCCGAAGACGCUAGCAAGGAUCUUUACACCGGCUCUGGGCCUGACGAGCCAGUCAUUUGGUUCAAGCAGACCAUAGGUCACGCCUGUGGCUCGAUUGGCCUGCUUCAUAGUGUGAUCAACGGUCCUGCUGUCAGCUACAUCAGACCUGAUUCAGAUCUUGCAGCCAUACGAAGCCUUGCCAUACCAUUGGAUACUGAAAAGCGUGCCGAGUUGCUGUACAACAGCGAGUCAUUUGAACGAGCACACAAGUCGGUCGAGCAGAUUGGGGACAGCUAUGCGAGCCCGGCAGUUGAGCGCGAUGGCGGUCAUUUUGUGAGCUUCGUUAAGAGUGGUGGAAAACUCUGGGAACUUGAGGGGUCAAGAAAUGGGCCUCUGGACAGAGGAAGCCUUGCAGAUGACGAGGAUGUUCUCAGUCCACGAGCACUUGAACUUGGCAUCAAGAGAAUCAUCAAGCUGAAUACAGAGGGAGGAGGAGAAGAUCUUCGUUUUAGCUGUAUCGCACUGGCUCCUAGGUCUUGA